GGUUAGAAAGAUGAGUAGAUGAGUUUGGUUUGUUGUUUACAAUUUUUUGUGCUUUUUGAUGACCAAAGCCAAAGCUAUUAAUCCCAGCUCUGACCAAAACCUGCCACCCUUUGCAGAAGCAUCAACAGCUCUCAUAGGCCAAAGUGUGGGGUUUUGUAUUUAUUGGUGUUAUUGGGGUGUGGACUCCGGAGAUUGCAGCGGCAGGAUUUUUGUUUUUUUUGGGAUCAGCAGAAGUAUCAGGUUUCAGAGCAGAUAAAGAAGAACAAGCAAGAGGCAGAAAAAGGAAGCAAAUCAAAAAGUUGUUGGAAGAGGAAACUAAGAAGGCUAGGAAUCUGGAUUAUCAGAGGAAUCAUCAGCAUAUCGAGCAAAUCCUCCAAAACGAAUCCAUAAAUUCCUACCAAACAGAAGCACCCAAUAAACAAAUUUUUGGCGAAAUCAUAGAAUAUGCAGAGCAUAGAAAAGCAAUGGGCAUGAAGAGCGCCGGAGGGGAGAUAGUCCAAGUCCAAGGAGGCCACAUUGUCCGAUCCACCGGCCGGAAAGACAGGCACAGCAAGGUGUACACGGCGAAAGGUCCCCGAGACCGGCGGGUCCGGCUCUCCGCCCACACCGCCAUUCAAUUCUACGAUGUACAAGACCGGUUAGGCUACGACCGGCCUAGCAAAGCCGUGGACUGGCUCAUCAAGAAGGCCAAGUCGGCCAUUGACAAGCUAGCGGAGCUGCCGCCGUGGCAUCCAAUGGGUAAUUCUAGCGCUGCAGCAGCAGAAGAAGAAGACCCAAAUGCAGGGUCGGCAGACAUGGCAAUAGCAGAGCAGUCAGAGUCUUCCGGCUACAACUUUCAGCUCCACAGGCAAUUAGCUGAGAACCCAGAUGAGAAUUCAAACUUCAUUUCACCGGCUUUAGAUUCUGAAGCCAUCACAGAUACCAUGAAAUGUUUAUUCCCGACAACCUCUGCAACCUCCUCUCUCAAUUUCCAGAGCUACCCACCUGACAUAAUUUCCAGAAACUCCAACCACACCCAAGAUCUUGGCCUAUCUCUCCAUUCUUUCCAUGACCAUUCAGCUCCAAACGACCAGAACCUUUUUGCAGGCUCCGCUCCGGUCGGAUUCGAUGCCAAUUACCAGAGAAUGGUUGCUUGGAACAGCGACACAAGCGCAGAAAACAGAGGUGCUUUUGUGUUCAACUCUCCAGCAUUGGCACAACAAGCAUUGCUAGGCCAAGGCUCAGCAUUUUCACAGAGGGGACCCCUUCAGUCCAGUUUUGCACACUCAGUUCGGGCUUGGGAUGAUCUUUCUAUUGCUUCAUCGCACUACCAGAAAACACAGCCAAUUCAUCAAUCUUCCAUGUUCGGAGGCCGGUUCACCACCGACGGAUUGCCGGGGUUUUGCAUUCCGGCGACAAUUCAGCGUGGGGAGGAGCAAACUUCCAGUAGGCCAUCCUCUACCUCUCCCAAUUCCCACCAGCAUUGAUUGAACAAAAGCAGGACUAGUUUCCUCGCCAUUAGGAUUUUGAAGAUUCUACUGUUGGAUAAUCGAAUGGGAGGAAGAGAUUGCAGUCAAUUCAAUGGUCUACCGUGGGAAGAAAUUAUCUGGUUGGAUUCAACAGUUUGUUUUUUCUAUGAUUAAUUUGAGUUAUUUUAUUUUGGAUGCUCUAUUGCUUACUACUAAGCAUGCUGUUUUAGCUCAACUUUGUUUAAUAGGUGCUUAAAUUGUUUAAGUAAUUUGACUCUCUGAGAUUAUGGUCCAAGUUCUCUUUGUUUUUGUUAAAACGCAUGUGUUCAACCCAUUGAAAAAACACAUAUCUAGGUCCAUUGUAUAUAUCGGUGAGCCGGCGAUACUUUAAAAACAAUAUUCAG
Corylus avellana is the source of this 1852-nucleotide messenger RNA. Lineage: Eukaryota; Viridiplantae; Streptophyta; Magnoliopsida; Fagales; Betulaceae. The record is from RefSeq and is a predicted model, not a curated record.